Messenger RNA from Solanum lycopersicum (tomato), 2032 nucleotides. RefSeq names its product D-3-phosphoglycerate dehydrogenase 1, chloroplastic-like. Gene Ontology annotation, molecular function: phosphoglycerate dehydrogenase activity; NAD binding. The record is from RefSeq and is a predicted model, not a curated record. Gene Ontology annotation, biological process: L-serine biosynthetic process. Gene Ontology annotation, cellular component: chloroplast stroma. Lineage: Eukaryota; Viridiplantae; Streptophyta; Magnoliopsida; Solanales; Solanaceae.
AUGGCGGCAUCUGCUUCUUCUGCUAUCAAUCUCUCCAUCAAACCCUCACAUACCUCUCUCUCAUGGAAAACUCAUCUCUCUUCUACCUCCGCCUUAGCCGUUUCUCCUCUCUCCGGCCACCGUCAUUAUCCGCGUUUCGUUAUCUACGCUGUGGGAGAUAAACCGACGGUUCUCGUAGCUGAAAAACUCGGUGAGGCAGGGGUCAAUCUCCUUAAGGAAUUUGCUGAUGUUGAUUGUUCUUAUAACCUGACUCCUGAGGAGCUCUGUAAUAAGAUCUCAUUGUGUGAUGCGUUGAUUGUGAGGAGUGGUACGAAGGUGAGCAGAGAGGUAUUUGAGUCAUCUGGUGGACGGCUUAAAGUUGUUGGACGUGCUGGUGUUGGUAUUGAUAAUGUCGAUCUUGCAGCCGCGACUGAGCAUGGAUGUCUUGUUGUAAAUGCCCCGACUGCUAAUACUGUUGCUGCUGCUGAGCAUGGAAUCUCGUUACUCACAGCUAUGGCUCGAAAUGUUGCUCAGGCGGAUGCUUCCGUGAAAGCUGGGAAAUGGCUGAGAAACAAAUAUGUUGGUGUCUCAUUAGUUGGCAAAACACUUGCUGUGAUGGGUUUUGGAAAGGUUGGAUCAGAAGUCGCCAGGCGAGCUAAGGGGCUUGGCAUGCAUGUUAUUGCUCAUGAUCCAUAUGCCCCUGCUGAUCGUGCACGUGCCAUUGGGGUGGAGCUCGUUAGCUUUGAUAAAGCCAUUGCUUCUGCAGAUUUUAUCUCACUUCACAUGCCCCUUACUCCUGCAACUAACAAGGUCCUAAAUGAUGAAACUUUUGCAAAGAUGAAAAAGGGAGUACGAAUUGUAAACGUUGCUCGUGGGGGAGUGAUUGAUGAAGAUGCUUUGGUCAGGGCACUUGAUGCAGGAAUUGUGGCACAGGCGGCACUUGAUGUUUUCACCGUGGAGCCACCAAAGGACAGUAAGUUGGUUCAACAUGAGAAUGUGACUGCAACUCCUCAUCUUGGUGCUAGUACUAUGGAAGCUCAGGAAGGAGUGGCCAUUGAGAUAGCAGAAGCUGUUGUUGGAGCUUUGAAUGGAGAGCUUGCAGCUACUGCUGUCAAUGCUCCAAUGGUGCCUGCUGAGGUUCUCUCUGAGCUGAAGCCUUUUGUUGCACUGGCUGAAAAACUUGGUAGACUUGCUGUCCAACUAGUGGCAGGUGGAAGUGGUGUGAAAUCAGUGAAAGUAACUUAUGGUUCAGCUAGAGGACCUGAUGAUCUUGACACGAGAUUGCUUCGGGCGAUGAUAACCAAGGGAUUGAUUGAGCCUAUUUCCAGUUCUUUUGUGAACUUGGUAAAUGCAGAUUUCACAGCUAAACAGAGGGGACUGAGAAUAGCUGAACAAAGAUCUCUUCUAAAUGGUUCUCCAGAAAGUCCACUCGAAUUCAUUCAGGUUCAGAUUUCCAGUGUGGAGUCCAAGUUUGCCAGUGCUCUUUCCGACUCUGGAGAGAUUAGAGUGGAGGGGAGAGUUAAAGAUGGAAUCCCUCAUUUGACAAAAGUUGGAUCUUUUGAAGUGGAUGUGAGCUUAGAGGGCAGCAUCAUUCUGUGCAGACAGGUUGAUCAGCCCGGAAUGAUUGGAAAGGUGGGUAGCAUCUUGUCUGAGGGGAAUGUGAACGUAAGCUUCAUGAGCGUUGGAAGGGUUGCUCCAAGGAAGCAUGCUGUUAUGGCUAUUGGGGUGGAUGACCAACCAAGCAAUGAGAUAUUGAAGAGGAUUGGUGAAAUUCCUGCUGUUGAGGAGUUUGUUUACCUAAAGAUAUAGGCACUAUCAGAUUUUCUGUCUGAAUGCUCUCUAUGAAGUCAAUUUUGGUAUUGUUGUGUUUUGUCUACAAGUAGGAUAAUGUAGGAGAGAAAAAUAACUUGGAUGUGAAAUUACAAACUGUACUACAUUGAGUUGUCAAUUUGACAGUUUUUUUUCUUUUUUUUGCUUCACGGGGUUUGAGCAUUGGAUUUUUCCUCGGUCAAAUUUGUAUUUGGUGAUUUGUUUUAUCAGUUACUAGAUGCCA